AAAUUAGUCAAAUUUAUCAAACAUGCGAAUUUGUUCAUUUAUAAUUCUAGAUCCUACGUUUUGUCCCUUAUGGAUAAUCCACUGCAUAACCUACAUAAAUUACAGAGCACCCACAGUGUUCCACAAUAAGUUUGCAGCGAAAAAUCUGGGCAUUCAUAGCUUGGAUUAAUUCCAAACUGAGUUCAAAUUCACAGAAUUUUUCAUCCUACAGACCUGUGAUCAGAAGUGGGUAUUGGAACAAUGGCUGCCGCAGUACCUGCUUCCUUUACUGGCUUGAAAAAGACCGAUUUCUUGGACAGUAUCAAUGGCCAAAAGGGUAUUAAGAUGUCCAAUUUGAAGUCCCCAAAGUUAAACAGGGUCAGAAUGAUUAAGGUGAGGAGCUCAACAUCUCCAGACAUUGCAGAGAUGGAGCCUGCUUCAGAAGGAAGCCCUCUUUUGGUUCCAAGGCAGAAGUACUGCGAAUCCAUUUACAAGACAGUGCGCAGGAAAACAAGGACAGUCAUGAUUGGCAAUGUUCCACUAGGCAGUGAACAUCCUAUUAGGGUUCAAACCAUGACUACUACCGACACAAAAGAUGUUGCUGGAACUGUUGAACAGGUUAUGCGAAUAGCUGAUAAGGGAGCAGAUCUUGUUCGAAUCACUGUCCAGGGCAAGAGAGAAGCAGAUUCAUGCUAUGACAUUAAAAACACUCUUGUUCAGAAAGGAUAUGAUAUUCCCCUUAUCGCAGACAUCCAUUUCGCUCCUUCAAUUGCACUGCGAGUUGCAGAAUGUUUUGACAAGAUUCGGGUUAAUCCUGGAAAUUUUGCUGACAGACGUGCGCAAUUUGAGAAGCUAGAAUACACUGAAGAAGACUAUCAGAAGGAGCUUGAACACAUUGAAAAGGUUUUUGUUCCCUUAGUAGAGAAAUGCAAGAAAUAUGGAAGGGCAAUCCGCAUUGGCACUAACCAUGGAAGUCUUUCUGAUCGGAUCAUGAGUUACUAUGGUGAUUCUCCUAGGGGAAUGGUGGAAUCAGCAUUUGAAUUUGCACGCAUUUGUCGGAAGCUGGAUUUCCACAACUUUGUCUUCUCAAUGAAAGCAAGCAACCCUGUAAUCAUGGUCUCGGCAUACCGUUUGCUUAUUGCAGAGAUGAAUGUCCUAGGAUGGGAUUAUCCAUUGCAUUUGGGAGUUACUGAAGCUGGUGAAGGUGAAGAUGGGCGAAUGAAAUCUGCAAUUGGCAUUGGAACACUUUUACAGGAUGGUUUGGGUGAUACAAUUCGGGUUUCCCUUACAGAACCUCCAGAAGAGGAGAUAGAUCCAUGCAGAAGACUUGCAAAUCUUGGGAUGCAAGCUGCCAAGCUGGAGAAAGGAGUGGCUCCUUUUGAGGAGAAGCACCGCCACUACUUUGAUUUCCAACGGAGAACCAGCCAACUUCCCAUACAGAAGGAGGGUGAUGUUGUGGAUUACAGGGGUGUUCUGCAUCGUGAUGGUUCAGUUUUAAUGUCUGUGACCCUUGAUCAGUUGAAGACUCCUGAGAUCUUGUACAAGUCACUUGCAACAAAGCUCAUUGUUGGCAUGCCCUUUAAGGAUCUUGCAACAGUGGACUCAAUCCUGUUGAGGGAGCUACCCCCUGUGGAUGACAGUGAAGCGAGGCUGGCAAUUAAAAGACUUGUAGAUAUAAGUAUGGGAGUUUUGGUACCUUUGUCAGAACAACUUACCAAACCUUUGGCACAUGCCAUAGUUCUUAUAGACUUGAAGGAACUCUCAACUGGUGCCCACAAGCUUCUACCAGAAGGUACACGCUUGGCUGUAACUCUUCGAGGAGAUGAAGCAUAUGAGGACUUGGAUCUUAUCAAGAGUGUAGAUCCUAUAAUGCUUCUCGUAAAUAUUCCCAAUGAAGAGGAGAGGGUGAACCGUGUCCAUGCUUCUCGAAGAUUGUUUGAGUACCUGCAAGAAAAUGCCUUGAACUUCCCUGUUAUUCAUCAUCUACAAUUCCCCGAAGGAACUCACAAGGAUGAUCUAGUCAUCAGUGCAGGCAGUCAGGCUGGUGCUCUUCUUGUUGACGGGCUUGGGGACGGUUUAUUGUUGGAGGCUCCAUGCCAAGACUUUGACUUCCUUCGCAAUACAUCAUUUGGAUUGCUACAAGGUUGCAGGAUGAGGAAUACUAAAACGGAAUAUGUGUCAUGUCCAUCUUGUGGACGCACACUCUUUGAUCUUCAAGAAAUAAGUGCAGAUAUACGGGAGAAGACAUCACAUCUGCCUGGUGUUUCGAUUGCUAUCAUGGGCUGCAUUGUGAAUGGUCCUGGAGAGAUGGCAGAUGCCGACUUUGGAUAUGUUGGUGGUGCACCAGGAAAGAUUGAUCUCUAUGUUGGAAAGGAUGUGGUAAAACGAGGUAUAGCGAUGGAACAUGCAUGUGAUGCCUUAAUUCAACUAAUAAAGGAUAAUGGUCGUUGGGUUGAUCCUCCAGUUGAAGAAUGAUUUGUUGAGUUUUUUAAAUUAAAGCCACUUAGGCAAUGUCUUAGGUAUAUCAACAUGAUUUAUGUUGUAUAGGGCUAAAUUAAAAAGAGCAAGGAACUGUCUCUGUUGGAAAUGAUGAUUAUCUCUAAAAGGUGAGAUCCUCAUUUAAGUGCAACAGAUGGGUGACUAAGGAAGCGCUUGUAAUAUUUUUUUUUAAUUUUGAAAUAAAUGUAGGUUCUCUAAUCGGUGUGUAAGAAUACUUGAGCAAAGUAAGUGAAGCCCCAUGCUGGGCACAAAAUUUGUUA
Cryptomeria japonica (Japanese cedar) is the source of this 2738-nucleotide messenger RNA. Its product is annotated as 4-hydroxy-3-methylbut-2-en-1-yl diphosphate synthase (ferredoxin), chloroplastic. Lineage: Eukaryota; Viridiplantae; Streptophyta; Pinopsida; Cupressales; Cupressaceae. Gene Ontology annotation, biological process: isopentenyl diphosphate biosynthetic process, methylerythritol phosphate pathway; terpenoid biosynthetic process. Gene Ontology annotation, cellular component: chloroplast. Gene Ontology annotation, molecular function: iron ion binding; 4-hydroxy-3-methylbut-2-en-1-yl diphosphate synthase activity (ferredoxin). Bases 241 to 2454 code for a protein of 737 amino acids. The record is from RefSeq and is a predicted model, not a curated record. The transcript has 19 exons.